Molecule: messenger RNA, 753 nt
Organism: Acaulospora colombiana
Lineage: Eukaryota; Fungi; Glomeromycota; Glomeromycetes; Diversisporales; Acaulosporaceae
Source: the annotation of a GenBank genome assembly
AUGGACUCUUCGUCGGUCAGAGUAGCUUCAUAUGAUGGUGAGGAUAGAUACAGCGUGAUUCUUCCGACAUAUAAUGAACGCGGAAAUCUGCCAAUAAUUGUUUGGCUCCUGGCAAAAACUUUUAAAGAACAUGAUAUCGAUUGGGAAAUUAUAGUUGUCGAUGAUAAUUCACCAGACGGAACUCAAGAAAUUGCAAAGCAACUUAUUUCUGUUUAUGGCUCUGAUCGUAUUGUGUUGAAACCACGAGCUGGUAAACUCGGCCUAGGCACAGCGUAUGUGCACGGCUUACAAUUUGUCACCGGGAAUUUUGUUAUCAUAAUGGAUGCCGACUUUUCGCAUCACCCAAAAUUUAUUCCGGAAUUUAUCAAACUUCAAAAAACCAAAAAUUAUGAUAUUGUAACCGGAACGCGGUACGCGGGUAAUGGCGGUGUAUAUGGAUGGAAUCUCAAACGCAAAGUGAUAAGCCGCGGUGCGAAUUUUCUCGCUUCGACCUUGCUUCGUCCCGGUGUGUCUGAUCUUACCGGCAGUUUCAGACUCUAUAAAAAGGAAGUACUCGAGAGAAUAAUGUCGGUGGUCAUCUCUAAGGGUUAUGUGUUUCAAAUGGAGAUGAUGGUUCGCGCGAGGCAAUUCGGUUAUAGCAUUGGUGAAGUUCCUAUCACAUUUGUUGAUAGGGUAUAUGGUGAAAGUAAAAUGGGUGCUAAUGAGAUUGUGCAAUUUGCUAAAGGGGUGUGGAAUCUGUUCAUUUCUGUUUGA